GUUCUUAUUGGAAAAAGCUACGUUCUAAGUUUAUGCUUAACAAUAUGUCUUUUUUCGAUACCUUCAGGCAUCGAGCGUGUCACAACGCUGAUUUUUUAAUAUAAAUCUUUUUAAAAGUCGUACAUCCGACAAAAUUUAUUUAAAAUGUUGAUGCCCAAGAAGAAUCGCAAUGCAAUCUAUGAACACUUAUUUAAAGAAGGAGUAAUGGUUGCAAAAAAGGAUUACCAUGCACCUAAACAUCCGGAAUUAGAGACUAUUCCCAAUCUUGAAGUCAUCAAGGCUAUGCAGUCUUUGAAAUCAAGAGGAUACGUAAAGGAACAAUUCGCAUGGAGGCACUUCUAUUGGUACCUCACCAAUGAAGGUAUUGAAUUCCUCCGUGGAUACCUCCACUUACCCCCUGAAAUUGUUCCAUCUACAUUGAAAAGACAACCUCGUCCUGAGACAUCUCGCCCACGUCCCGCUGCUUCAAAGAGCGAGUCCUCAAGACCCGCUGAAGACCGUGCCGGAUACAGACGUGGACCAGGUGGUCCUCCAGCUCCUGGUGACAAGAAGGCUGAUAUUGGUCCUGGAACAGCUGAUCUUGAAUUCCGUGGUGGAUUUGGUCGUGGCAAAGCCCCUCAAUAAAUAAUUUGUAAUAAAAUUGAUAAUAAAAUAUCUUAUUGAAAA
Messenger RNA from Cotesia glomerata, 666 nucleotides. RefSeq names its product 40S ribosomal protein S10 (gene RpS10b). Gene Ontology annotation, molecular function: structural constituent of ribosome; RNA binding. Gene Ontology annotation, cellular component: cytosolic small ribosomal subunit. The transcript has 3 exons. The record is from RefSeq and is a predicted model, not a curated record. Bases 145 to 624 code for a protein of 159 amino acids. Lineage: Eukaryota; Metazoa; Arthropoda; Insecta; Hymenoptera; Braconidae.